GUCUCCUUCACAGGGAAGUGGAUCCACCCCCCAACAGAGGAUGUGGUCGGAGCUCUGGACCUCGGUGGGGCUUCAACCCAGAUCACAUUCCUUCCUGGGACCACCAUAGAUGACAGCAGCACAAGAACCCUCCUCAGGCUGUAUGGGACCAACUACUCCAUUUACACCCACAGCUACCUCUGCUACGGGCAAAACCAAGCCCUGAAGAUGCUGAUGGCAUCUUUACACCAGGGCAGCCCAUCUGCCCAGCAGAUAUCACACCCCUGCUAUCCCAGGGGAUACCAGGAGAACAUCACCAUGGCAGACCUCUACAACAGUCCCUGUGUCCAUGCACCGAGCCCACCCAGCCCUACACAGGUCCUCACGGUGACGGGGACGGGAGAUCCAGUGCUGUGCAGCAUCUCCAUCCAGAAACUCUUCAACUUCAGCUGUGGGGCCAACAGGACGUGCGGUUUCAACGGGGUUUAUCAGCCGCCCGUGCGGGGCCAAUUCUUCGCCUUUUCAGGGCUUUAUCACAACCUUCACUUUCUGAACCUGACUGGAGGGCAGUCCCUGAGCUUGGUCAAUGCCACCAUCUGGCAAUUCUGCACCAGCAAGUGGGAGAAGGUGCAGAAGAAGUUCCCCACCACGAACAGGACCCACCUCCGUGACACCUGUGCAGCCAGCUCCUAUGCCCUCAUCCUGCUCCUGCAAGGCUACAAAUUCAACGAGACGACGUGGCUUACGAUCCGCUUUGUCCGACAGGUCACUAAUGUAGACGUGGGCUGGACUCUGGGCUACAUGCUCAACCUCACCAACAUGAUUCCCUCAGAGAUUCCCCAGAGAGUCGUAGGGCUCCAGAGAAGCAACUGGAUAGCAGCCACAGUUUUACUGGCCAUCAUGCUCAUCCUCAUCUUCUGCCUUCUCACAGUCACAGGCUGCCAGAAAAACUCCUCUGGUUAUGAGAGUCUCUAG
Antrostomus carolinensis (chuck-will's-widow) is the source of this 954-nucleotide messenger RNA. RefSeq names its product ectonucleoside triphosphate diphosphohydrolase 8. Gene Ontology annotation, biological process: nucleoside diphosphate catabolic process. The annotation marks the transcript as partial. The transcript is spliced from 5 exons. Lineage: Eukaryota; Metazoa; Chordata; Aves; Caprimulgiformes; Caprimulgidae. Gene Ontology annotation, cellular component: plasma membrane. Gene Ontology annotation, molecular function: GDP phosphatase activity; ribonucleoside triphosphate phosphatase activity; UDP phosphatase activity. The record is from RefSeq and is a predicted model, not a curated record.